Molecule: messenger RNA, 2482 nt
Organism: Macrobrachium nipponense
Lineage: Eukaryota; Metazoa; Arthropoda; Malacostraca; Decapoda; Palaemonidae
Product: glutamate receptor ionotropic, kainate 2-like
Exons: 9
Coding region: 275-1927 (550 amino acids)
Cellular component (GO): membrane
Molecular function (GO): ligand-gated monoatomic ion channel activity
Source: RefSeq, a predicted model, not a curated record
AAUCUCGUUUCUUAUUUGUCUGUGUAUCGCACAUUUUAAUGUUUUACUUGUCAUCUGACUUUCAACUGACCUUUAUUUUCAUUUUAUGUCAAGCUUUACAAUAUAUGUUUUUCUUAUUUUUUGGCAGAAAUCCCAGAUGUAAAUAUUAUUUACAAAACGUCGGAAUAAACUUUUGAAAAUAAUCAUCUAAUCGUAUUCCUGGUCUGGCCCUCUAUGAAAUAUACCAUGGACUUCUUUGUCGCAUCAUCCUACCCACUAUAUAUAUUGUUUGCACAUGAGAAAAAUAAUUCCUUUAUCACCUACGAAGGUUCGUAGAUCAUCGAGAUGUAUGACGUUGAUUGCCGUGAGUGACGACCAGAAAAACUUGAGCAACAUCGUCGAGGGGGCUGUUGGUAACAAUGUCCUCAUCUGGCCCACAAGACUCCUGAUCGUGACUCGUUUGUCGCUUCGUGAACUUCAUCACCUCCGGAAAUCUCUUUCUGUCUCCAAUGCCAUGGUUAUGGAGUUGACGAAGAAUUCACGGAGGUGCGGUGUCUAUAUGUAUUUGCCAUACAGCCAUCGAGUCGUUCUCUCUGCGGUUUGGAAAGAGUCGACCGGGUUGGAUGUGUACGAGGACCAACAACUCUUCCCAAACAAAUUCAAGAAGUUAAGGGACGGUGCCGAGAUGAUCGUGGCAGGAAAUAAAUUGCUUCCACACUUAGAGAUCCAAGAGGUAGUCAAAGAAAGUGGCCGUGGAAGAGAGUUCUUAUUUUCAGGACCAAUGAUAAUGUUACUUCAGAUAUUAGCAACGAACAUCAACUUCACGUACAGCUUGGUUCAAUCCUCUGAUGGUUCCUGGGGCUUCCUCUUCCCAAACGGUACUUGGAAUGGAAUUAUCGGAAUGAUUCUCAAGAAGGAAGUUGACUUUGCCCUGGGCCCCUUUGGGAUAUCGUACAUCAGAUCGAGAGUUAUCGACUACACGAACCAGUUGGUAGUGGACUACGGACAGAUUCUUGGAAGGAGAGGCAACGUGGAGGUGGACCCUUGGGGAUUCCUCAUGCCCUUAUCACCGUCGAUAUGGGCAGCAACGUUUGGGACACUAAUUCUCAUAUUUACUGUUGCUGUUGUCAUCAGACGCAUCGACCGACACACUGGUUUGUCCCUGUCAAAGCUGUCUCCAACCACGUACAUCCAAGCAUUCCUGCAACAAGAUAUUGUGGUACCACCAGAUAGUGGAUGGGAAAAAGUAUUACUUGGCAGUUGGUUGUUGUGCAUCAUGAUCCUUCUUCAAUGCUAUAGCUCGAACUUGAUAACAUUACUUGCAGUGCGCCAUGUAAGAGAACCUUAUCAGUAUGUUAGAGAUGUCUUGGAUGAUGCCAAAGUCAAGAUGCUCUGGGUUGCUAAUACUGCAUAUGCGCAGUAUCUGUCGAAUGUGGAUUCAGGCAUAUUCUACGAAGUAGCUGAAGCUGGAAAACGCGGGAAAAUCAGAUUUAUUCCAGCAGCAGAGUACGAGAUGACUGUCAAUGAAUUGGUAUCACGUGGAGACUACGUUUUAUUAUAUCCUCUUCUAAUGAUGAAAAUGUUCCUUACUGAGGAUUAUAUGGAUAAAGGAAACUGUAAAUUCUACGUGUCAAAAGAAACAUUUUUACCCGUGACGUUCUGUAUGGUAGUCCCCAAAUACAGUCCUCUGCGUGGUCCUAUCAAUGAAGGGAUAAGAGCUGUAGUUGAAGGGGGGUUUUAUGAUUACUGGCUGAAAAAUUCCUUUGCUAAUGCAAAGUCCUGCAAGAAGCCACCAACGAAAAUCACUAUCAUGGAGCCUCUGUCUUUGGCGAAUCUGUGGGGCAUGUUUGUGCUUCUUGUGGGCGGUUACCUUGCCAGCUUUGUAGUCCUGUGUCUGGAAAUUUCGGGGGAAAAAAUUCUCCGGUUCUCAAGUUCCUCCACUCGCUGACUGACUUAGAAAAAAGUUAUCUUUAGAUGAGUACUACCGAUUACAUUUAAAGGCACUUACAGUCCAGAUAGAAACAGAAUCUUAAAACACCAUGGUAGUAAUCUCACACAUGUUUUCUGCUAAAAUUAUGAAGUUUGUCAUGGUGUAUCAUUAUAAAGUGUCACAUGAUUGACAACCUUGUUUUUUCCACGGGAGUGAUUGAUCGAGUUUUCAUAUUCACUGAGCCAAUAGGAGAGAUUAUGUUUGUAAACAAAUGAAGCAUAUCUGGCACAUGUGCAGUACGCUGGUGGGCAAAAGCGAACAUGGCAGACGACGCUCUCACUUAAUUUAAAUUUGCCAAGUGUUUUGUGCACACUGUACAUGUAUGGCUGGGUAAGGCUUCUUUCUUGUUUAUUAAAUUCUAUAUGUAUUCUUGUGUAGUUCUAUAUGAAUUUCUCAAAAUUUUAAAAAAUAUUCUCAAAGUUGCUUAUGAUUCAAGUGUUUUAGUCUGUUAACUUCACUUACCGUGAGGGGAAAAACAUUUCAUGGUAACAAUAAAUAUUUGAAUAAGAUAAA